AUGGGCAUUCUCACAGUUGUCGAAGAGAGGCCGACGCCGCCAUCGGUCUACAACUGGCGCAUAUACGUCCUAGCAUGCAUCGCCUCUUGCGGAUCUUGCAUGAUUGGUUACACAAGUGCCUUUAUCGGAACAACUGUUGCACUUGACUCGUUCAGAAGGGAGUUUGGUAUCGACAAGCUGUCAACUGCGGAACGAAACUUGAUUAGCGAGAAUAUCGUAUCUCUAUUCGUGGCUGGGGCCUUUUUUGGCGCCUUGCUAACCUACUGUCUCAGCUACUCCAUAGGACGCAAGUGGUGCUUAGCGAUCGGAGCUACCACCUUCUCCUUGGGGGCGGGCCUAACAUGCGGCGCGAGUAGUAAUUUGGGGCUUGGUAUUCUCUACGCUGGACGCGUAUUCUCGGGCUUGGGAACUGGAGUGGCUUCUAACAUCAUUCCCAUCUACAUUUCAGAGUUGUCGCCACCAGCAAUUCGCGGUCGUCUCGUUGGUUUGUACGAAUUGGGUUGGCAGAUAGGCGGAAUGGUCGGUUUCUGGAUCAACUAUGGUGUUCAAGCCCACGUAGCGCCGGGUCAUACGCAAUGGAUGAUACCUUUCGCUGUCCAGUUGAUCCCCUCCGGCCUCCUCCUGCUAGGCUCGAUGUGGAUCCGGGAGUCGCCUCGGUGGCUUUUCCAGAAGGAUCGCCGCAAAGAAGCCAGGGACAACUUGUGCUGGAUUCGUCAACUAGAACCAAGCGAUAUUUAUAUCCAAGAAGAGAUUGCCGCGAUCGACAAGAUCUACGAAACCCAAAAGGCUACAGUUGGAAUCGGCUUCUGGCAGCCUUUCCAAGCUUUGGCUGCUCGGCCAAAGCUGCAAUGGCGAUUGUUCAUAGGCUGUAUGCUGUUCUUCUGGCAAAACGGCAGCGGCAUCAACGCCAUCAAUUAUUAUUCCCCGACUAUCUUCUCGAGUAUCGGCAUUGACCACAACACAGUAAACCUGAUGACUGGCAUAUUCGGUGUUGUCAAGGCCAUUAUGACAUUCGUGUGGCUAUUGUUCCUCGUCGAUCAACUUGGAAGACGAAAACUGUUGCUCAUUGGUGCGGUCACUGGAUCAAUCUGCAUGUGGGUCAUUGGUGCCUAUGUUUGCAUUGUCGAACCGACGAAGAAUCCUCAGGAUCAAUUGAGUGGUAGUGGCUACGCCGCCAUUAUAUUCUUCUAUCUCUGGACGGCAGUCUACACGCCGACAUGGAACGGCACUCCCUGGGUCUUGAACUCAGAAUUCUUCGACCCAAACUUCCGAUCUCUCGCCGGUGGCGCGACAACAGCCAGCAACUGGCUAUUCAACUUUCUCGUUUCAAGAUUUACUGAGCAAAUGUUUGCAGCCAUGGGCUAUGGCGUUUAUUUCUUCUUUGCGGCUUUAUCGUUCCUCGCCUUCUUCUUUGCUUUCUUCCUCAUCCCUGAGACUAGCGGUAUUCCGCUUGAAAAGAUUGAUAGACUGUUUGAGAUCAAGCCAGUUUGGAGGGCAAACGAAACGCUGAUAGCGCAGCUCAUAGAAGAGGAGGAGCAGUUUCGUGCUGAAGCCAAGAAGGAUACUACUCACAAAGAGUAA
This is a messenger RNA of Colletotrichum graminicola M1.001, 1581 nucleotides long. RefSeq lists its product as uncharacterized. Lineage: Eukaryota; Fungi; Ascomycota; Sordariomycetes; Glomerellales; Glomerellaceae. The transcript is spliced from 5 exons. Gene Ontology annotation, molecular function: carbohydrate:proton symporter activity. Gene Ontology annotation, cellular component: membrane. Bases 1 to 1581 code for a protein of 526 amino acids. Gene Ontology annotation, biological process: transmembrane transport; carbohydrate transport. The record is from RefSeq and is a predicted model, not a curated record.